GUCGCAUCACGUCCCUUGCCGACCUCGUCCGCGCGAUUGCUGUUGAGCAGGAAGGCCAUGACAUCGCAGCACCACUCCAAGAAGCACUGCUAGCUCUCCUCAUUGGUCACCCCGCGCAGCCUCAGCCACCCGCGCCCGAUGCUGCCGAUCCCUCUGGUCCUGCCGAGGAUCGGCCCGCCGAUGCACUUGCACCCGAUGCUGCAGCCACGGACCCGGACGAG
Molecule: messenger RNA, 221 nt
Organism: Symbiodinium sp. CCMP2456
Lineage: Eukaryota; Dinophyceae; Suessiales; Symbiodiniaceae
Source: the annotation of a GenBank genome assembly